Messenger RNA from Pocillopora verrucosa, 1035 nucleotides. Lineage: Eukaryota; Metazoa; Cnidaria; Anthozoa; Scleractinia; Pocilloporidae. The record is from RefSeq and is a predicted model, not a curated record.
AUGGAGUUCGAAACUGAAGCUUCACAGCCCGCUGUUAUGUCAGCAAUCGUGAUUACAAAAAGCGACAGAAACGAGCGUGGUCCUGAUGAGUUGAGGAACGGAAAUUGGUGGACAGACGGAUAUCAAAACUGGGAUGAAGAAUCUUUCAAGAAAAGGUUAAGGGUGUCUCGAGACACUUUUGAAUUUAUUCUAAGCGAAAUUAAAGACCUUAUCGUGAAGGAGCCCACUCGCAUGAAGCCUCACCCUACUCCGCCUGCUACCCAGUUGGCUUUAUGUCUAUACAGGCUAGCACACGGAUUCGUUUACCUGCCAAGAAAUCUACAAGAGUGGAGUCAAGAACUGGAAAAUUUUCUGGGAAAUUGGGAGUUUCCUUGUGUUGGGGCGUGGGAUGGGUUUCAUGUUUACGUAAGCACUAAACUUAAGAACUUUUACAGUUACAAGAAGAGGUAUUCAGUUACAAACAUGGGAUUCAUUGGUUAUAACAAGCGUUUUAUGUGGGCUGCAGUGGGCGCCCCAGGAUCCACACAUGACUCUAGGCUUUUAAGAAGUUGUGGUAUUUAUUCUGACAUCGAAUCUGGUCACGUGCUUCCUAACAGGUCUUUGAAUCUUGACCCUCAUGGGGAGAUUCCGUUUACCACUGUGGGUGAUUCAGCCUUUCCCAACCAUUCCUGGCUUCUAAAACCAUACAAAGAUGGGACAAGGGUACCUAAGCAAAGGUAUUUUAACAGGAGACUUUGCUCUGCAAGGGUAGUUUCUGAACAUGCUUAUGGAAUGUUAAAGGGGCGGUGGAGAAUUCUCUACAUAAAGACAGAAUGUCAUUUAGACAACAUUUCCCUCAUCAUCAUGACCUGCAUUGCUCUCCAUAAUCUUUGCAUCCACCGAAGUGAUCCCUGUAACCCCAGGUGGAGACUUCAGGUCAAUGAACUCAAUCUGAUUCGAAAUGGAGAUGCCCAAGCUAAUGAUGGAAAUACAACAAGAGAAGCCGUUGCCAAUUGGUUGUGGGAUAUCAGAGAGGAAAGAAAUGCAGCCCCUUGA